Messenger RNA from Suillus discolor, 1891 nucleotides. Its product is annotated as cytochrome P450. NCBI's taxonomy places the organism in Eukaryota, Fungi, Basidiomycota, Agaricomycetes, Boletales, Suillaceae. Bases 295 to 1824 code for a protein of 509 amino acids. The record is from RefSeq and is a predicted model, not a curated record. Gene Ontology annotation, molecular function: oxidoreductase activity, acting on paired donors, with incorporation or reduction of molecular oxygen; monooxygenase activity; iron ion binding. The transcript is spliced from 14 exons.
AAUAGCAUCCCACACAUCCGAGUCGCCCGAGACUACACUAAACAGUGGUACGCACGAGAAUAGCAUCCAACACAUCCGAGUCGCCCGAGACUACAUUAAACAAAUGAUGGGGAGGAACUUCUUGUUUGGAACGCAUAUUCGGAACUCUAAACACAUCCAUAACUAAGGCGGUAAUGGGUAAUGAACGGGUUACGCAGUGUUAGUUUCUUACAUGUUGAAGAAGCAAACUGACGAUUUGAAUAAUAUAAGACGAACUAACACAUGUGUUGCGCUCGACUAGCAUAAUCCUUUCUCAUGCUCUCCUCUGCUAUUCUCGCUCUAGGGAUAUCGUGCAUUAUUGCCCUGGUUGUCCCUUUGGGUCUCAUUCGCAGACGCGUCUACCCUAUGCCUUUGCCACCUGGCCCUCGUCCCUUACCAUUCUUAGGCAACGCGCUGCAAUUGGAUACUAAACGACCUUGGCUCACAUAUACUGCGUGGGGGAAGGCAUAUGGAAACAUCAUUCGCUGCCGCGUACUUGGGAUCGACUUGAUCAUCAUAAACUCCGAAACCAUCGCGCAGGACUUGCUGGAAAAGCGCUCUGCAAAUUACUCUGGUCGCCCCAUUUUUCGCAUCAACGAAUUAGCUGGACUGGAUUUCAAUACUGCACUGCUUCCGUAUGGUGAGACUUUACGACAACAUCGCAAGAUUUUCCAUCAAGUCUUCAAGGCCGAAGUCUCGGCCUCAUACCACGAGAUAUACUCUCGCCAUGCAAAUAGACUGGUCAUCAAUCUUUUACUAGGUGCCACUGAUGACAUACAGCACCACGCUGAAGCAUACGCGGGAACCGUAAUCGUAGCCGUGACAUACGGAGACCUUGCUCACGGCAAUGAAGGCUCAUAUCUUGCCCGCGCGCACGAACUCGCUGAGCUUUCACAACAGGUUGUUACUCCUGAAAAGGGUGCCAUGUUCACAGCCUUUCCUUUCCUCGAAAAGUUGCCGUCUUGGUGCUUCGGUGGAGCACAUUCCCUGAUAGGACGCACUAGAGAAUUAUCUCAACAGCUUUUAAACGAGCCCUUCGACGAAGUGAAGGCACAGAUGGCAAAUGGCACUGCUUCACGCUCAUUAAUCAGUGACUUUCUCAGCCAACCUCACGAUGACGCUGACGAAGAUACGAUAAAGCCUGUUGCGUUCACAUCAUACAUGGCUGGCAUGGAAACCAGUGCAACCGUAUUGCAGACAUUCCUGCUGGCUAUGGUGCUCUAUCCUGAUGUCCAAGCCCGGGCUCGUGCAGAAAUUGAUCAAGCUGUGAGGCAUGAUAAAAUGCCGUGCCUUAAUGACAGGGCGUCCCUGCCCUAUAUUGAUGCCAUUCUCUGUGAGGUCAUGAGGUGGCAUCCUCCCGUCCCCCUAGGAGUUGCACAUACAACCGCCAAUGAUGAUGUUUACGGUGGGCACUUUAUACCCAAAGGUACAAUAGUAAUGGUCAAUCAGUGGGCACUGUCUCGGGAUGAAGACAUAUUUCCCGAUGCGUCGCGCUUUGAUCCUAGUCGCCAUCUAACUGUUGACGGGAAGCUGAAAAACCCUUUUGUCAACCAUCUUGCCUUUGGUCACGGCAGGCGUAUUUGUCCUGGUCGUUGGUUUGUAGAGUACAGUCUGUGGACUGCAGCUGCUUCCAUACUCGCUGUUUUGCGCAUCGACCAUGCCAAAGACCCAGACGGAAACAGGAUUGAGGUGAACCCGGAGUUCACUACCGGCUCAUUGAUUCGCCCCGAACCAUUUCACUGCUUGUUUGAAAGCAUUAACACAGCGAGAGAAGGACACCUUCGAGCGAUGAUGAAUUCGGAGUAGACUUAGUCUGUACGAUGAACAAGAGAAUUGAUUUCGAAUACAUUGAUUCUUCAGAAACUACUAAUAG